AUGACUAAGAUUACUGAAAUUUUCUUCGAUUGCGACAACACUCUGGUCCUCUCAGAGGAGUUGGCCUUUGAGGCUUGCGCCGACCUGGCCAACGAGAUUCUGGAGGCGAACAACCUCCCCGAUCGUUACACAGGCGACCAGCUCAUCAAAGACUUUGUCGGCCAGAACUUUCGCGGCAUGAUGGUCUCCCUGCAGAAGAAGUACGACUUCGAGAUCGAUGCGGAGAAGCUGGAAGCAUACGUCACGAAAGAAGAGGACAAAGUCAUUGCCAAGCUGAACGCCAAGGCUAGGCCUUGUAUCGGUGCCACCGAAGAGCUGGAGAAGAUUUACGCGUCGAAGAAGUACGGUCUUGCAGUAGUCUCCUCCUCCGCUUUGCGCCGCGUGCUCGCUUCUAUCAGGAAGGUCGGUCAGGACAAGUACUUUGACGAGGACAAGGUCUUCAGCGCUGCCAAUUCUCUACCAAAGCCUACCUCCAAGCCCGACCCCGCUAUCUAUCUGUAUGCUCUCGAGCAGGUCGGCAAGACUGCUUCCGAAACUGUUGCCAUCGAGGACAGCAAGUCUGGCGCUCUUUCGGCGGUUCGUGCUGGUAUCCCUGUCAUUGCUUAUGUUGGCAGCUACAAUGGCGAAGAGACGCAGAAGGCAAUGGCCAAGGCCCUGACUGACCUUGGCGCAAAGACUGUCAUGUACCAUUGGUCUGAGUUUGAGGAUCGCCUGAAAGAUAUUGAGAAUGAUGUAUCCGUCGAUGUUCAGUCAACCCUUUAA
Molecule: messenger RNA, 762 nt
Organism: Penicillium digitatum Pd1
Lineage: Eukaryota; Fungi; Ascomycota; Eurotiomycetes; Eurotiales; Aspergillaceae
Product: HAD family hydrolase
Molecular function (GO): hydrolase activity
Source: RefSeq, a predicted model, not a curated record